AUGAGCCUGGCAGCUGGCACCCGCGCCCCCGGCCCGCGGCCCAGCCCCGGGCUGCUGCUCCUACUAGCCGUCGCUCUCGCCCAAGAGUCGUCACUCCCCACUGUCCCCGCCCCACCCGCAGCAGACUCUGAAGGUGGAGCUGGAGACCUGCGCUGCGUGUGUGUGAAGACCACCUCUGCGGUCCAUCCCCGGAGCAUCUCCAGCCUGGAGGUGAUAGGGGCUGGGCUCCACUGCCCCAGCCCCCAACUGAUAGCUACGCUGAAGGAUGGGAGGAAAAUUUGCCUGGACCCGCAGAAUCCUCUGUAUAAGAAAAUAAUCAAGAAACUUUUGAAGAGUUAG
Messenger RNA from Lipotes vexillifer (Yangtze River dolphin), 339 nucleotides. Its product is annotated as platelet factor 4. Gene Ontology annotation, biological process: chemotaxis; immune response; defense response. Bases 1 to 339 code for a protein of 112 amino acids. The record is from RefSeq and is a predicted model, not a curated record. NCBI's taxonomy places the organism in Eukaryota, Metazoa, Chordata, Mammalia, Artiodactyla, Lipotidae. The transcript has 3 exons. Gene Ontology annotation, molecular function: chemokine activity. Gene Ontology annotation, cellular component: extracellular region.